AAAAAUAAAACUUUUUUAGAAAAUCCAGCUCUACAUGACUGUUGUGUCUGUGAAAUAGUGAGAGGGCAAGUGAUGUGAUCCUAAUAUUAAUUUUUUCUUGCCCAACCUCCCUUUCAUCUCCAUCCUAGCAGUUUCAACAGGGAAUUUGGAACACCCUAUGUCAGGCUUUGUGAGAGAUUUUGGAGUUUGGCUUUUUGCAAGUUUUCAAACAAUUCAGCAACCUUGCAUUUCUUUGCCAUGUGCUAAAUUCCAGAAGUUGCUCAAAAGAACCAUUUACUGCCCUGAUUAUAGCAUGUAUGUAUUCUUUAAGAAGCUCUGCUUUGUAGUUUGAAGAUCCAAGGAGUCAAAUUGGCUUUGGACCCAAUAAUGCGAAGAUGCUGCAGUUUUAUUUCCCAGACAGGGCUGGCAGCUGAUUACUGAUUUUAAAAAACCACACCAAGGAAUCCUACGAAUACUGUUGAUGUUCCGAACGUAGCCCCAGUCCACCAAGGAUCAGAGACUUGUGUAUUCUGGCAAACUUCUCCCUGACCACUUGCAACUCAAGGACAUUUUCAGAAAGCAAGACAAGUAUCAUAUGGUUCACCUAGUCUGCUCUUCAAGGACUCCUCCAGGAUCACCCAAAUCCAGUUAUAGGAACAAUGGAACUCUGGCAACCAGCAACGGAACCAUGAGUUCUGAAAAUUCAAGUACCACAACACCAUCGUCAUCUCCAAGCCAAGAAACCAUUAUUGGAUCCACAGGUUCUAAUUCAGCUGAUGUCAGACACCGCAACUUUUCUCAGGUUCCUUUAAACCAUGCACAGAGUCAUGGAUUCCAGCACGUUAUGCAAGGACAUGGAGUUAGCCAGGUUCCAAUGCAGCCAGGAAUCCCAGGCAACUUUCCAAUAUAUUCCAUGUACAGUCCACAGCAUGUCCUCUGGUGGCAGCAGAUGUAUGCACGACAGUACUACAUGCAGUAUCAAGCUGCCAUCAGGCUCUCAGGAUCAACCAAUAUGCAGUCCUCCAGUCCAGCAUCUUCUGAGCCCGUGAACCCUGAGCCUAAUCGCCCGGAUGAGGCCCCAGCUGUCCCCAUUGCAGCUGUUCCAGAGAACAGACCCAUCAACCAGAAUAUUCAGAUGAAUGCACAAGGAGGCCCAGUCCUAAAUGAAGAGGACUUAAACCGUGAUUGGUUGGACUGGAUGUACACUGUCUCCCGAGCAGGCAUCCUGCUAAGUAUUGUCUAUUUCUACUCCUCUUUCAGCCGCUUUGUGAUGGUGAUGGGAGCUAUUUUACUGGUUUACUUGCAUCAAGCUGGGUGGUUCCCAUUCAGACAAGAUGCGCAGAAUCGACGGCCAGCAAAUCAUCCCAUGGAGUUCAAUCAGGAAGGGCAAGAAGAUAAUGCCCUUGAAGUUCAUGAAAUGGAGCGGUUAAUGGAUGAAGGUCUGGACGAUGACAGUGGAGAAAGUGGUGAAAGUGGUGACAGUGGCGAUGAUACCACUGAAAGCACAACAGGGACAGAGCCACCAGGCUUCAUGGCUUCUGCAUGGUCAUUCAUCACCACUUUCUUUACCUCGCUCAUCCCGGAAGGCCCUCCUCAAGUUGGCAACUAGGAAAAGCAGUAAACAUUUCACCUGACUGCUCACUACAGCUGUAUAUUUGAGUGGCAUUUACUAAAAAAAAAACGAAGACUGAAGUGUGGGAGUGUACUUAACCCUUUAUUACGUUGCCAUUGUCUCUGCAAUUUUCCAUGCUGUUAAGUCUUUCUCCUGAUCAUGGCAUACAUUUGAGUUUCACUGCUUUUAUUGCACCCAAAUUCUGGAGAGCACCAAAUGGAAAAUGUGCUUUCCUCGGUUUCAUUUUCAUUGCUUUACAUUAGCAAAGAUAAAAUAUAAUAAAAGUUACCCGUCUUCCGUGGUUUUGUUGUAAUUGCCACUAGCUGUGAUUUUAAUAACAACUGGGGGCUGGCAACAGAAAAUACAAAGAGCUAAGUAAACGAGACUAGCCUCGUCUCAACCUGGAGAAUUGAAGAAUCCAUUUACUUUAAAACUUCAUUUUAAUCAAAGCAACACUGCUAAAAGCAAGAUCUCCUGUUUUUCUGACGUGCUGCAGUCAGACAUCAAGUUAACGCUUUUUCUCUCGUGAGUGAUUGAUUUUUCAGCAGCUGAUAGCCUAGUUUUCAAUUUGAACAAACACUGCCACCUGGUGGAAAAUACCCUCCACAAAAAUUGAAUUUGAACGGAGUACUUGGGUGCUAACCAGGUCCUGUCCUUCAGCCAUGUGUCAUUCUGGAGCAUUCAUGACAUUGGUAAUACUUCCAAGCAGUGGUUUGGGUUUGAAAGGCUGAGAACUGAAAUAAAUAGAUUUACUUCCUAUUUGUUAUAUACUUUUUAAACAACUUUUACAUUUUAAAAACUCAUUUUAGAAUAAUAUAUUUUACUGCCUUGACUUUAUCAAUGGCAUUCAAAGCUCGGAGGCAUAAAUUUGAGGAUCAUUAGUCAGACUAUUGCCAGUUUUCAAUUGGAAAUGACAAUGUGACUCAUUAAGUGGCAUAUGUUACUGAUACAAUAGAAGUGUAAGGGUGUAGACUUAUAAAUAGUGAUCUGCCUGGGAACAUUACCAGCCUGAACAGCAAUAAAUGCUAUAUAUAAAGAAAGCAGCACUGUUUGGUACUUUACAGAAGAGAAGGACCAAAUAAAGUCAGUGCCUGCAGCAUGCUAACAUAUUUCACAUUAAAAUACUGUCACAAUGUAUUGCUGAUUGUUAGAAAAAAAAUAAAGCAAAUAAUGACUUAUUUGAAUAA
This is a messenger RNA of Rhincodon typus (whale shark), 2778 nucleotides long. RefSeq names its product HERPUD family member 2 (gene herpud2). The transcript is spliced from 8 exons. Gene Ontology annotation, molecular function: protein binding. The record is from RefSeq and is a predicted model, not a curated record. Bases 575 to 1588 code for a protein of 337 amino acids. Gene Ontology annotation, biological process: endoplasmic reticulum unfolded protein response. Lineage: Eukaryota; Metazoa; Chordata; Chondrichthyes; Orectolobiformes; Rhincodontidae.